Messenger RNA from Patella vulgata (common limpet), 5815 nucleotides. Its product is annotated as protein O-linked-mannose beta-1,2-N-acetylglucosaminyltransferase 1. The record is from RefSeq and is a predicted model, not a curated record. Gene Ontology annotation, molecular function: beta-1,3-galactosyl-O-glycosyl-glycoprotein beta-1,3-N-acetylglucosaminyltransferase activity. The coding region runs from base 576 to 2546 and encodes 656 amino acids. Gene Ontology annotation, cellular component: Golgi membrane. Lineage: Eukaryota; Metazoa; Mollusca; Gastropoda; Patellidae. Gene Ontology annotation, biological process: protein O-linked glycosylation via N-acetylgalactosamine. The transcript has 22 exons.
CUCCACUUAUGUAGUCGAAAAUAAAUGUAAUUCACUCCUCCGACUCGAGUAGCACGGAAUGGCACUAAUAAUAGUAAUGAUGUCUAAACAAUAGACUGCUUCAGCUGGUAGUGAUUUUGGGUGUUUUACGAUUGUUUAUUCAUGUUGAUGGACACCAGACAAACUAUUGUGAUUGAAAUGGUAAUUAUACAGUGAACCGGUAUUUCAAGUUUUCAACGAUUAAAUUGAUGGAUUUGAAGAAUAAUUAUCUCUGUAAUUCAAACCUGUCAACAACCUGUUUUUUUUUUAUGUCAUGGUUUAAUUGAUGUCUCCAUUAUCCUUGAUUGAUUGAAACACAUUAUUUAUUCAUUGUUGGUACAAGGCCUUGCGUGUGUUCAUAUGUUCUUCGUGUGGAAACAAUUACAUUGUCAAACAGUAGAUAUUUGAAACGACAGCCAGAAAGCUGUAUAUAUACAUGUAUAUAUACUCCAUAUGUAGUUAGCAGCCAAACAGAUAAUAAUCAAGUUGUUUUGAAAUGUUGUGUGUUUAAGUGGAGAAUUCUUAUUGUUAAAAGGUUCAUGUAGACAGAGUAAAAAAUGGAUAGUUGGGUACCGAAUCCUAGAGCAAAACCAUACAUACCCAAACACAAACUAUUUGGAUCACGAUCAGCAGGUUCUAGAAUCAGAGAAUUCAGUAGCAGAAGAUGUAUAUCAAAAAUAUUUCAGGGAGGUUUGCUUCUGGUAUUAAUAGUAACAGUUGUAAUUAACAUUACAUUUAUCAUGGACACCAAUAAAAAACUUCAUACUGAUCCACAAGUAUCAGAUAAUAUAAUGAAGAUACCAAUGGAACCGAAUCGUCUGGGGAUUGACUCAGAAAGAAAGCCCCAGAUAGUUAAUUUGGAAGUUGUAUCAAGUAAAGAAUUGGUCUUUGUUUCAUUUGAUGGAACUACGGUGUUACAAGAUGAAGGAUUUGAGACAAAUAGAGGUGUUCAUGUAUUAGUUUUAAAUCAAGCUACGGGUAGUGUAAUGGCUAAACGUGUAUUUGACACAUAUAAUCAAAAAGAAGAUGAAGCUAUGGUAUUAUUUCUAAAUAUGAUUAGUGAUGGUAGAAUUAUUAUCUUCACAAUAAAGGAUGAAGGAUCUUUUCAACUUAAAACAACAGCUCGACAUUAUUUAACGAAGUUAGGGAGUGAAAGCAUCACAGAUCUGGGUUGGAGAGAUACCUGGGCGUUUGUUACUGUGAAAGGAGGAAAGAAGAUGGGUGAAGCUCAUGGUAAAUCAUCAAGUUUAACAACAUGGGGAGAAAAAGCUGUAGUUAAUGUUCAAAUAACUUUAUCACCAUCUUCAGAUUCUAAAUGUAAGUGGACUGGUGAUGAUGUAAUAAGUACUAGACGUCAAUCAUUCUGUAGUAAGGUGGAGGGAUACGGUAGUGUCUGUAGUUGUACUGAUCCAGCACCAAUAACAUUCCCACGUAAAAAGUUAGAUAAUAAUAAGAUAUCUGAGAUACCUAUAGCAGUGAUCGCUAGUAAUCGUCCUCAUUAUCUUUAUAGAAUGUUAACAACAUUAUUAUCAGUACCGGGUGCUAAUCCUGAUAUGGUUACAGUAUAUAUUGAUGGAUAUUUUGAUGAACCACUAGAAGUAACCAAACUAUUGGGAUUACGUGGAAUUCAACAUACUCCACUUGGUAUUAAAAAUGCCAGAAUAUCACAACAUUAUAAAGCUAGUCUAACAGCUACAUUUAAUUAUUAUCCUAAAUCUGACUUUGCAAUAGUUAUUGAGGAAGAUUUGGACGUUUCUCCCGAUUUUUUGAAUUAUUUUAGUCAAACAAAGCAUUUAUUAGAAGAAGAUUCCAGUUUAUAUUGUAUAUCAGCUUGGAAUGAUCAGGGCUACGAACAUUCUUGUAAAAAUGAGAGUUUAUUGUAUAGAGUAGAAACUAUGCCUGGACUUGGUUGGUUACUUAGAAAAAAAUUAUAUAAAGAAGAAUUAGAACCACAUUGGCCGACACCAGAUAAGCAAUGGGAUUGGGAUAUGUGGAUGAGAAAUAACGCUGUACGUAAAGAUAGAGAAUGUAUAAUACCAGAUGUUUCUCGCACCUAUCAUUUUGGGGCUAAAGGUCUUAAUAUGAAUCCCUAUUUUCAAGAAGUUUAUUUUAAAAAACAUUCCUUAGUCACAAAACCUAAUGUAAAAUUAAAAGAUUUAGAGAGGAUGAAACAGAAGGAAUAUGAAUCUGUUAUAGUAGAAUUAAUAAAAUCUGGUGAAGUUUUAUCAGAUAAAUCUAAUCCUUGUGAUGAUAAUUUUAUACCAGACACAAAGGAUAAAACCUAUAUAUUGUAUAUAAAGAUGAAUUCCCCGGUUGAUUAUGCAACAUGGAAAGUUUUAGCUAAGUGUUUUCAUAUCUGGGAUUUAGAUGUUAGAGGUUUUCACAAGAGUAUGUGGAGAAUGUUUUUAAAACAAAAUCAUUUAUUAAUAGUAGGAGUACCUGCGUCUCCAUACGCAGAAUACAAACCAGAACAUGUAACACCUUUAUUUCUAAAUUCGACAGUAACGACACAGAAAACAAGAAGAUAGCACUAGACGCAUAAUUUAUUAUUAAACAGUUGACAUAAAAUUACAUCCAUUUCAUAUAUAUAUAAUAUACAUUUUAUUUUAUUUAUUACUUACUCAUGAUAUACAUGAUACAUAUUUUUACAUAUUUAAAAAUAUUUAUUUCCUAAUCUGUCAUGUAUCAAACAUUGUUGUUAUAUUUCAUGUUCAUUAUCAUUCAAAGUCCCUUUUUUCAUAAAUACUGAUCAUUAUUUAAAGGUCACCGGAAACGCUUCAUAAAUAUUUUAAAUAAUGCAAGCAAUUAUGGCAACAUAUCGUUUCUAUAAGUAUAGCAACAAUCUCGAAUGUCAAUGUUACCUGCCACAGGUAAAUUUCAACGUUUUCCGCCACUCUCCGUGAGUUGUCGUAAUUUCCGUCAAUAAACAAUCAGUGACAUCAUUUUAGUCCAUAUGCUCAUAGAAAUAUAGACUAAAAUAUGAGGGACUAAAAUGACUACUCAUGGAAAUACCGGUAGGAGGAAAUUACUAACAUUGAAAUUUACCUGUUGCAGUGACCUUUAAAUUUCAGGCAAUAAUAAUUCUUAAUUUAUAUAGCGCAAAAAUAUUUUAUGGCAAUACAAAUGCAUCUUAUUUUUCAUGCUUUUAUCUGGGUUAAAAUUGACUCAAAUUGAUUAUUUAAGAUUUCAAUAAGAUACAUCAACGAUGUCAGGGGUGUGGCGAACUUGUCUAGUUGACAUACAGUCAUGACGUGGGUUGUGACUGCUGUGGGCGACUCAAAUUGUUUAUUUAACAUUUAGAUAACAGAGCUAAAACAUCAGCGUCAGGCAGGGGUGUGGUGAAAUGUAUGGCAUAUACCCGUAUUCAUUAGCCCAGUUGGAGCAGAAUAGUAGGAUGUUAAACCCCAUUUCGUUUUAUUUCUAGUGUGCAUUAUGGUCACAGUUGAUUGUCUGAACCUGGGACUGACCAUCUGAGAAAGUAAUCAGUUAAUUUACAUUUUUUGAAAUUAUCUUUUCAAAUAAUUUAAAGUUAAAACACAAUUAAUUUGUAGUUUGUUUCAAUCAAAAUUUUAAAAUUGAUGUAUAACUAGAGACCUGGACAUUUUUUCAGCAGAUAUGUAAUUGUUUUCUUAUAUCUUUAUUUUUAAUCGCUCAAGAUUAUGUCUGUGAAUUAUUUUUACAAUUUUUAUUUUAUCUGUGUUCAUUCCAUUAAAUUUUGUGUUAUCGGAGGGCCAGGUUUAUAAGGGAACCCUGAAAGAUAGUUACUUUAGUAACAAAGUCUUAUAGACCCCUAGUGCUCUCUCUUCGUUACUGGGGCGUCCUAAUCACAACCAAUAUGAAAAAAAGGCUUUUCCCCAUCUGGGUUCUAAGGCUAUUUUGGAAUCCUUACGGUCUAUUUUUCACCGUGAUUCACUUAAGACUAUGGGUCUCAAAUAGUCUGUUCAGACGCUUAAGUUGAACUGGUUUAAAAACCCCAGGAAUCGUUAAACCAGUUGAACUGCGUCUAAACCAGUUUAAAAACCCCAGCUUGCGACCUGCAUUCGAGAAGGGUUUUUUAUUUUUAACUGGUUCAUCUUAGUCGUCUGAACAGGUUGUCUUAAAAACCUGUGGCUCCAGCCUGCUUUGAGCAUGCGCAGUACGCAGUAAGUUACAUUGCUGUGAAAAUAUCGGGGUCAGACAGUGCCAAUGUUAUCGAAAGCGUGCGAGAACCGAAUAAAGAAUAAGAAGCUACCCAUGUGUAGUUAACUCUAACCUCUGACCGAAGAAGAGGUCAGAAUAGUUCAACUGGUUUGGCUUAUAGUAUGUAUAAUAUGAACUGGUUUAAUAAAGGGCGUCUGAACGGGCUAUAAGACCUUGUUACUAAAGUAACUACCUGAAGGAGGGAGUCCCCAUACUACUUUAUUUAUAUAAAAAUGUAAUAAUAAAAUUAGUUUUAUUAAUUUAAGUAAAACUUAUUAAAGUGUGUCAAUAUGUAGUUUAUUAUUCAUUUUGGUUCACGUUUUAUUUGUCAUGUAUUAUAAGUUCUAUGUUGAUGGGGGGAUCACGUGGCUAAGUGGGUAAGACGCUGGCUCGCUAGCCUGGAGGUCGGGUGUUUGAUCCCUGCAUUGGCCAAGAAAGUUCAUCUAGAUUUUCCGGCGUGGUUUUCCCUAGUCGUUGAGAUGGGGCGAAAAAAACGAGGUCACUUUGCCGUAUUGGCGUGCACGUAAAAAUUCCCUUGGCAGUUGGAAUUCAAUAUAAGAGUAGGCCGUAGCGCCGCUGCACGGGCAAAAUUUCCCUCAUAGCACACUGUAUGGUGUAUGCCCGUCUUCAUUAGCCCAGUUUAGGAGCAAAACAGUAGGACGUUAAACCCUAUUUCAUUUCAUUUCUAUGUUGAUGUUUGCUCGUGACCCCGAAGGUCUAAAUCUGGCCCUCCAUGUUAUAUCAGGCUCAAGUUUUGUAAUUUUUAUCUCAUUUUGGUCACCAAAUUUACAUUGUAAUUAAAAUUUAUCUGUUUUGCUAGAUGUGUUACGACAACUGUAAUAAUAGGCAUUUUAAAAAAUCAGCCAAACUGUUAUUAGUUAUUUGUUUAAUAUAUAAAAAAAUAAGAUUUUAAGAUAAAUAUAAAUAUUAUGUAUAUAGAUGAAAAUAUAAAAAUGAGCGGGGGAUUCAGGGGAGGAUCCAGAGGGAGGGUUUGGACCCCCUGCUCAGCUACAUAAAAAAAAAUAAUUGUAAAAACACUUUGAGACUAGUGUAAGGGUCGUGUGGUUUAUCCUUUAUCAUCAGAUGGUGGGAUGGGAUGGGCAUUCAAAGCACGAUAUAAUGAUAUAGACAUAUGUGAUAGUACAAUUAAUGCUUGGCAUCAAUGAAAUUGAAUCACAAUAUGAUCCUAUUAAUUCAUUAUAAAAAUUGACAUCAAACAGGAAGUUGGAUUUCUCUCUUUAAAAAGCUCAAUGGGUAUGUAUGCCUACUAAUUUAGAGAGGAUGAUGGCAUCAUGCAUUGUCAACUGUCAAAUUUCCUUAACAGGAGCCUGGCAACCCCCCUCCUGCAAAAAUUCUUGGAUCCGCCCCUGGGAUUUUUAUAUUUUCAUUUAUAUCUACUUUCUCCCCUGCAUAAUUGUUUGAUCCAGCAGGUACACAGAUCUGUCGGCCUGUUCAGCCUCUGGUACUCUGUUAAAGGAGUGUUGCCGUUCCACCAUUUUAACUAUUAUGUAUAUAGAUCAUUUCUAGCAUGAAGAUAAACAAAUGAUAUUCCAUUUAUUUUAUUGUCUCUAAUGUUAUCAACACAUUUUAAUCUCAUUAAAAUACACUUUAUACAUUU